This is a messenger RNA of Penicillium argentinense, 933 nucleotides long. RefSeq lists its product as uncharacterized. Lineage: Eukaryota; Fungi; Ascomycota; Eurotiomycetes; Eurotiales; Aspergillaceae. Gene Ontology annotation, cellular component: cytoplasm; cytosol. The transcript is spliced from 3 exons. The record is from RefSeq and is a predicted model, not a curated record. Gene Ontology annotation, molecular function: phosphatase activity. Bases 1 to 933 code for a protein of 310 amino acids.
AUGAAGCUUUACCUUAUUCGGCAUGCUGAGGCCCUGGACCCUAAACCCUGGCCGGGCAAAUUGGACCCGGACAUCACAAACCACGGAAUGGCUCAGAUUCGGCGCCUCGCGGAUCAUUUUGUCUCGACAUCAGUUCAGUUCAGCACUGUAUUCUCAUCGGACCUCAUUCGCGUUCGUCGUACGGCAGAAGGGAUUUGCAGCCGCCAACCUGCAGCCUCCAAUGGAACACCCGCAGCGCCCAACUUCAUUCCAGGGCUACGAGAAAAAUACCUCAAUACUUUGGUGCCUGGACUCCGGGGCCGAAUCAGGUCUCCGCUUCCGCAUGGUCGCCCUAGCUUGUUCCUUGUUCGUCCAGCAUCAUCUCGUGCAGCCUUGAUCCUGUCCAAGAGCCACGGCCCACUCGCCGUAUUCAUCAUCAUAUCCCACUGGAAGCGUGCAGAGUCCUGCGUCUAUGGAAGCGAUUCGUGCUCGUCCUCAACCGUUAAGCGUAUCACUUCGUUUCUGUACCAUCAUAUCAUUCCUCUGUUUGCCAAUUACGAAACAUCGCGGUACACGAUAACCAUAGAUUGCCACGGAUCUUUCCUCCAGGCGCUGUGGGAGUGUCUCCUUGAUCUAUUCGGCCCUAACCGUGUGUUCAUCCAGCCGGAAAUCCUUCGGCGCUACGACGGCCUGAAAUGUCGCGAGAUGCCAUCGUGGCCAACUUCAGGAUAUUUGGAGUUGUCUAUCCAGCCGCAUCCGGUAAUUUCUCAAUCACCGCAGCAGCCUCAUUCUCUUUCACAGACACCGGAAUUUACAGCGCUUGGUCAAAUGCCCCCAGGCACCACCGCUCAAACCCAGACCUUCGCUGCUACAUGCAACGCCCCCUCUUACAAAUUGAUUUUGCGCGUUCGGAAUAUUGAUCAUAUGGAGCAUCUUCGAGGAUUGUCCUCAUAA